Molecule: messenger RNA, 519 nt
Organism: Papaver somniferum (opium poppy)
Lineage: Eukaryota; Viridiplantae; Streptophyta; Magnoliopsida; Ranunculales; Papaveraceae
Product: F-box protein At3g07870-like
Exons: 1
Coding region: 1-519 (172 amino acids)
Source: RefSeq, a predicted model, not a curated record
AUGAAAAGAUCGUUUCCUGCUUUUCUCGUGAAUGGAGCUCUUCAUUGGAUAAGCGUUAAAAACAGUAGAGGAGUUAGUUCCAGAGUAAUAGUCUCUUUCGAUGUCAGUCGUGAAGAAUUUGUGGAUAUCUUAUUCCCAGAAAGAAGCGAGAUGUAUUGGGCAGAUGACUGUGUUCUUGGGGUGCUGGAAGAGUGCCUUGGUUUAGGUAUUUAUCAUAAGAAUAUUCAUCUCAUUCAUGUAUGGCUGAUGCAAGAAUACGGAGUGAGAGCAUCUUGGACAAAGCGAUUCAGUUUUAGUACCAUAGACAUAACUGUCCACAAUGAGUGGAAACUGAUAUGGUCUUCCACAAACGGCGAGCUGCUUAUCCAUGAUGGACGUCAUGGUAAACUGAUAUAUGACCCCAAAUAUCAUAGCUACAGAGUCUUGAAAGUCCAUGGCAUCGAUGACAUUAAGAUGCAAUGGAGCACACCGCUGAAUUACUUAGAGAGCUUAGUUUCACCUAACUCAAUCGGGAAUUGA